Etheostoma spectabile (orangethroat darter) is the source of this 4342-nucleotide messenger RNA. It is a transcript of the gene npbwr2b, whose product is annotated as neuropeptides B/W receptor 2b. The coding region runs from base 1156 to 2175 and encodes 339 amino acids. Gene Ontology annotation, cellular component: neuron projection; plasma membrane. Gene Ontology annotation, biological process: neuropeptide signaling pathway. NCBI's taxonomy places the organism in Eukaryota, Metazoa, Chordata, Actinopteri, Perciformes, Percidae. The record is from RefSeq and is a predicted model, not a curated record. The transcript is spliced from 2 exons. Gene Ontology annotation, molecular function: neuropeptide binding; neuropeptide receptor activity.
GAAAGAGAGAGGGAAAGAAAUAUAGACAGUAAGAGGUGGAGGGAGAGUGGGGUAGAGAAAAAGAGAGAGAGAGAGCGCGGAUCAGAGGCUGGAGAGCAGUGCGUCUAACACAGAGGUAACACCGAAGGAGAGGGACUCUACCCGGGGGCACGAGGACAGUAAACCCGCCUGAACUCACUCUACGCACUAAUUAAUACCUGUAAAUACUUUAUGUAUCGACUGAUUAUACAGUACUGGGAUGCGCCACUCGUGCGUAAAAAAGCCUGGCACCGGCUCCAGAGCGCACACGAAGCACCGGGAGGAAACCAAACUUAACCAUCGUUAAAUCUUAUUGUUGGACACUGUCAACCUUUUUCAAUAACUCUCCGGCACCGGGGGAGAACUGAGUCAGAGAGAGGAGGAGGGGAAGGAAAACCAAAACGCAGUCGGCAGAUCUGAUGUGUUUUUUUACUCCGACCUCCGACAAGGAAAAAGUCAAGGAAAGAACCCGAGUGGAGAUUAAAACAAAGUGUCAAAUGUUUUGAAUUGGAAAUGAAUAUCCCCCCACCCUCGACAACCAAACAGAUUCCACAUUUAACCGCGGACACACUCUGUAACUGCAGUGAGUUGGAGGAGGUGAGAGUGCACGCAAAGAUUUGACAUAUCUAUUUUUUUAACGUCCCAGAAACAACAAAAAAUCUAUGAAACUACUGAAUAAAUUAGUGGACCUGCUGCGACGUUCUCAUUGACUUGGUGUUAGUCCCUGGACCUCAGUUUGGGAAAAGAGGAAAGACUGCUAUCUUCUCUCUACUCCGCAGUGACGUAAUGGAGGGUUAACACACCUUAACUUGACAUUUUUGUUUGCUGAACUGUGCAUAAUUACCGUUUUAGGGUGACAUCCGGUACACUAAUGUUUCUCUAAAAAACAAAUUUAUGAUUUAAAAGAGAACAAAAAGGUACAAGGCACUCUUUUUUUAAAAGCCUUUUUUUAGACGGGUAUUUUAUAUCCAAAUCUUAGAUUAAAAGUAGAGCUGGGCACCAAACCACCCUCAUCAGCACAAAGCAGCCUUCUUCACUUUUUUCCUCCUAAUUUAUAAUUUAUUUGAAAUCAGAUCAGUGAGUAUUUUUUUUUUUAAGUCCCAAAAUGCUAAGAGGCUCUUAGUGCAUCUUCAAAACAUGGAGAACGUGACCAUCCCUGGUGGUGCCCCACCGCCAGUCUGCAACGACUCGGUGGACUUCUACUCCCUCGCAUCAGGCAACCACACUGACCCCAACUGCACUCCUCCGUCUGAGUUUUACUUCUACGCUGACCUUUACAUUAUUUUACCGGUCAUCUACUCCGUAAUCUGCGCAGUGGGGCUGACAGGCAACACGGCUGUCAUCUACGUGAUCCUCAAAGCCCCCAAGAUGAAAACGGUCACCAACAUGUUCAUCCUGAACUUGGCCAUUGCCGAUGACUUGUUCACUCUGGUGUUGCCGAUCAACAUAGCCGAACACCUGCUGCACUACUGGCCUUUUGGCGAGGUUUUGUGCAAAGUCAUCCUGAGCAUUGACCACUACAACAUCUUCUCAAGCAUCUAUUUCCUGACAGUUAUGAGCAUUGACCGCUACCUAGUGGUUUUGGCCACAGUGAGGUCCAAGCGCAUGCCGUACCGCACAUACCGAGCAGCCAAAAUCAUCUCGCUCUGCGUCUGGAUCCUGGUCAUCCUCAUCGUCCUGCCUUUCAGCGUUUUCGCCGGCGUCUACAUGAACCCAACCGACGGCAGGAAGAGCUGUGUGCUCAGCUUUCCCAGCCCCGAGAGUUUGUGGUUCAAAGCGAGCCGAAUCUACACGCUGAUCCUGGGCUUCGCCAUCCCCGUCUCGACCAUCUGCAUCCUGUACACCAUGAUGCUCUACAAGCUGAGGAACAUGCGGCUCAACAGCAACGCCAAGGUGCUGGAUAAGGCCAAGAAGAAAGUCACCAUCAUGGUGUUCAUCGUCUUGGCCGUGUGCCUGUUCUGCUGGACGCCGUUCCACCUCAGCACCAUCGUGGCGCUGACCACGGACCUGCGGACCACGCCGCUCCUGAUCGGCAUCUCAUACUUCAUAACCAGCCUGAGCUACGCCAACUCCUGCCUCAACCCGUUCCUCUACGCCUUCCUGGAUGACAGCUUCCGGAAGGCCUUCAAGAAAAUGCUGGAAUGUAGACCGGCCUGAAUGUACGACUCGGGAAAAAUCCUGUCGCAGAAGUCGCAGACCCUUGCUGAGUGAGGAUAUGGACCGUGAUAUAUUUUUUAUUUGAUUUGGUUCACUUUGUUAAAGCUGCACUAGGCAACCUUGCACAUUGUUUGCACUUGAUAGCAAAUCUUUAAUUUAUCUUAGAUACAUAGCAAACGUCUAAGAUUCUGCCUGUAAACGGCGCACAGCAUCCCUAAUGUGACAAAAAAAACAAUCUAUAAAGGCUUUGUGUUAUGGCUUGAGUGAUUGUGCUUUUUCAAGGCCAAUUCCUAUUAUUAGUAGUUCAUGAAACUGAUUUUUGGAACUGAUAUGCAUAUACAAUGAAAAUGAAAAUCUAAGUCAAAAUUAAGAUUGUGGAAUGUAACAUACUCUAACUUUGUUUAAAAGCUUUAAUCAAUUAUUUAUUAUAUUAGACACUUUCAACACAAUACCCAGAAAAAGAGAGUCCGAUGGUGUUGUGGGGGGGCAUUAAGUCAGACUCAGUGGUGAGUGAGACCGAAGCAGAUGGACUGACAGAGUUGGAGCCGAGGCCAAGUAGACUACUUUUUAAUUCAUUAACUUUAUCAGUUAGCAGGCAAAUGGAAUGCAAAUACAGAUCUACAAAUUUCCACAAAACGGCUCGGUAAUCGCUCCAUCCCUACUUUCUGCCUACUGUAAAGAAAGUGAGGAAAGGAAAACAUCAGAACGUUUUGUGAGUCAAGGGCCAAGUUCAAUCUCAAAAUGGUGUUUGUUCUGUUGUUAAUGUUCCCUAGCUAAACAACAUGCUUACCCAGAAUACUGUGAAACAGUGCACAGUGGACUUUGAGAUGUGUUUUCUAGUGCAGCCUUUUAUGGCUCUGAGGGCACAGUGAGAGAAAGAGAGAAUAUUAGAAGUUGAUUAGAAAUGGGCAAUAUUACUUGCAAUAGGGAUUUACAAUGGUUGGCAUACAGGACAAUGCCGGCGUUGGAAAAACAACAGCAUGAAAUACUUUAACUGUUAGUAGAAUUGCCCAUUGUCAUUGUCUGCAGAACUGGCCAUAAAAAAAGAUUGUUUGCCAGUUUGAGACUGCAAUUAAAAUGUCAGACCUUUUCCACGACAGUAAGGGAAAAAAAUCCAAUUAUGGUUUUGAGGCAGCAAGCCAAGAUGGGUCACUGCAAGCGAGGGACGCGAAAAUCCAGUUCAUUGAUUUGCAUGCUCUCAAUCAAAUCAAAGGGAUGAGAAUAGUCCGGGAGGGAGGGUAACAGGACGCACGUCAGGGGGGGACAGCUGUCUAUCCAGGACAAAAACUGGACCAGUUUUCUUUUUUUUCUUUUUUUUAUCAGAAUUUGUGGGUUGACUUGAAAUAUUGUGUAUUUCAUGUAUGCAAACAUCUAAUCUGAAUUCACCCUUUGUGCUGUCCCGUUUUCAAAGUUUUUGACAUCGGGAAUAAAGGUUUCUUUCAACCAACAUUGCCCAAAAAUAACAUGGAUGUCCGUUGUAUGGAACCAAUACAACAUUCUUUGCAGGGAAAAUAAAUGAUUACUUUCAUUGCAUUUUGGCUCAUUUAUUUAAUAAUAAUGAAGUCAUAAUUGUUUUAACUUACAUUAGGUAUAAUGUCAAAUGAAUUAGGUUUAUUUGUCAUGUAUAAAGAAAACGUUGAAAUAAGUAAUUUAUUUUUUAAACCAUCAAAAGAAUCGAAAAAAGUGCCAUAAACAGGGACAACCCCAUGAAGACAACAACACAAGGGUUGAGUGAUGCUGUGUUUUGAGCAAAGUCAUCGAAAAUGAUAGAUUUAUUGGAUUGGUUCAGGUUCUGGAGUUCUGUUUGAUGAGUGAACCGGCAGGUUCCAGAGAUCCACUCGCAUCUCCUAAAAGGUCGAAGCAUGGACUCUUUAAAUGACGCCACUGUAGCGAUAAGGAAGGUCUGGUACACAGUCCCUACCCCUGGAAUUUAUAUGAAGGCUUUAUUUGCAAAGUGAAAUAUAUCCCUUUCAUUAUUUUCCUAUAUUAUGUAUUUUUGUGGUGUAUGAAUUCAAACUGGUGUUGUGUUGUUUUUGAUAAAAUAUCUCAAAUUUGUUAUUUUGAGUGUACUCAAGGGAAUGUCAAUCCCAUUGUUGUUGAUUGAACUAUUUUAGGAAUGGCUUUUAUAUUGUUUGUGUGCAAAUUGUCUCUUCAUCAUUAAAGAAAU